AUGGAAGAAGCUCUGGAGCGUGACCGGUCCUAUGACAAGCACAAGGCGAAAUGCAUGGCCGCCGUGCUGCCCUCUGUGGAGGCAUCGAUGCGCGAGAAGGAGGCCUGCCGUAUCGUCGUCGAAGCCACAAACAUGAGCAGCGCCGCGUUCUGGACUGUUACACAGGUUCGAAGGUGCAUAGCAGACAGUGUCAUGUUUCCGGAUGCCGAUGAGGAGCAGCUUGACCUGGAGUCGAAGCGGGCGGUUUGUCUUCGUGAGGCCCUACCGGAUACGCCUGAAGCUGAACGGGCUGUCGCAUUUCGCCGGGCUGCCCAGGAGGCCAAUUCACUCACAAAACGGCACACUGAUCUGAGGCAGAAACUGGAAACCUGCAUGCACGAAUACCUGCUGCAUAUUGAGGAGCAGCGUGAAUACCGUCAACUGCUGCCCGACUGCCAGAGAAAGUUGUUUCCCGAACUCGACUCGCAGCAGCUGCAAGAGAAGCUCGACACCGCCCUCGCAAAAGGAGACCUCAGUCUUUACGUCCAGGUUCACACCUGCGUCUAUCUCGAAACGACCAAAGGACAGUGGGAGCUACAGAACUUCCACUUGGUUCAAGCGUGUGCUCAGCAAGUGUACGACAACACCACCAAUGACGCCAUGAGGACCCAGCUGCUGGCAGAAUACGAGAAGUACAUGGACAAUGCGACCAUAGAAAAGGCAAGUGUCGAGUUGCAACACAGCAUAGCAUGUUCCUAG
Messenger RNA from Rhipicephalus microplus (southern cattle tick), 738 nucleotides. RefSeq lists its product as uncharacterized. The record is from RefSeq and is a predicted model, not a curated record. NCBI's taxonomy places the organism in Eukaryota, Metazoa, Arthropoda, Arachnida, Ixodida, Ixodidae.